Peronospora matthiolae is the source of this 165-nucleotide messenger RNA. The record is from the annotation of a GenBank genome assembly. NCBI's taxonomy places the organism in Eukaryota, Oomycota, Peronosporomycetes, Peronosporales, Peronosporaceae.
AUGUCGACUGACGGAGGAGAGAAGUGUCAGAUCAAGGCAAGUGCUGCAUCGCAAUUGCUACUGGUAAUCUUUACUGCCAAGACGGACAUCAAGUUGCGUGCGCGGCUACAGUUGAAGGCACUUCAAUUCGAAAAGUCUGGAGGUGUACUGCAUCUGACACAAUGA